AUGACCGUCACUCGUUCCCAAACGGGGAAGACCCCCAAGAAAAUGGAGCGUCCAGGCUUCAUCGAGACCCCCGGUCGCCGAGUCACCCGCAGCAGCGUCGCACCAUCUGACGACACUUCCGAUUCAGCAGCAGAUGCUCAGGGACAAGCCAAGUUGGCAUCUCGAAAGCGUUCUUCCGCCAAGGUCAAGAUCGAGGACCUCUCGGAUGAGGAGACAAAGCCAGUCGCGACUAAUGGACACGCCGCCACUUCGAAUGGCAAGAAGCCACGCAUCAUAGACGGCUGGGAAGAGGGCAAGGACCCCAAGGUCGACCACAGCGGACAUUUCGAGUUUGGAGGGUCUUUGGGCGUGUUGUGCAUGAUGAUUGGAUUUCCGAUGUUGAUGGAAUACAUGUGGCUCGGUGCCACCUAUUACGAUGGUAAACCGCCCCUUCCUGAGCAAGGACAGAGCUUCUCUGAAUUCCUCGCGCAUCUGGUCAACCUGCUGUACGAGGGUGCUUUCCCGUCCUUGAAGGCAUGGACGAUAUAUUGGGUUUUCUUCAUCUUCGAGGGAGCUUGCUACGUGCUUCUCCCAGGUAUCACCGUCAUGGGACGACCUCUGCCACACCUUGAUGGAAAGCAGCUCCCCUACUACUGCUCGGCCGUCUGGUCUUUUUACACGACGAUCGCCAUGGCUCUGGGACUUCACUUCACUGGAAUCUUCAAGCUAUACACCAUCAUCGACGAGUUUGGACCUCUCAUGAACGUGGCCAUUCUUUCCGGCUUCAUUGUCUCUUUCGUCGCAUACUUCUCAGCAUUGGCCCGAGGCGCACAGCACCGUAUGACCGGCUAUCCUAUUUACGACUUCUUCAUGGGCGCCGAACUCAACCCUAGAAUGUUUGGUAUUUUGGACUUCAAGAUGUUCUUCGAGGUUCGCCUACCAUGGUACAUUCUUCUAUUUGUCACUAUGGGUGCAGCUGCAAGACAAUAUGAAAUCUACGGCUAUGUAUCUGGAGAGGUGGGGUUCCUUCUUAUGGCCCAUUACCUCUACGCCAACGCCUGCUCCAAGGGCGAGGAGUGCAUUGUCUCUACAUGGGAUAUGUACUAUGAGAAAUGGGGUUUCAUGCUGAUCUUCUGGAACCUUGCCGGUGUGCCUUUGAGCUACUGCCACUGCACUAUCUACCUUGCCAAUCACGAUCCCGCGACCUAUCGCUGGAAUCGGCCUUUCCUGGUGUUCCUUUAUGUCGCGUACCUCUUCGUGUAUUGGGUUUGGGACACGACCAACAGCCAGAAGAACCGCUAUCGCCAGCAAGAGCGUGGUACUCUGGUGUUUCGCAAAACCUUCCCUCAGCUCCCUUGGCAGACAUUGAAGAACCCCAAGACCAUCACAGCUGAGGAUGGUUCGAAGAUCCUUGUGGACGGUUGGUACGGAAAAGCGCGCAAGAUCCACUACACAUGCGACCUUUACUUUGCAUUGAACUGGGGCUUGAUCACUGGCUUCAACAGCCCCUUUCCAUGGUUCUACCCUCUCUUCUUUGCAUGCAUGAUCAGUCACCGCGCACUACGUGAUAUCCAACGUUGUCGGAACAAGUAUGGCGAGGCGUGGAGGGAAUAUGAGAGACAGGUUCCCUACCUGUUCAUUCCUGUGAAUGGCAAUGGAACCAUGCGUAUGCAAAUUGAAUUCUCGAUAUCUGGGUUACUGAUGCUAACAUAUAUCCUGUCAGGCAUCUAUGUCUACCACCCCACCAUUCCCGGCUACCCCAAAGCGCGAUUCCCGGGUGUGGUAGUAUUCAGUGAGAUCUACCAAGUCACCGGGCCAGUCGCGCGCUUCGCCCGCCAGAUCGCCGGCCAGGGCUACAUUUGCGCCGCCCCUUCCAGCUACCACGAAUUCACCGGCCCGGAAGCCCUUGAGUACAACGCAGAGGAUACUGAUAAGGGGAAUGAGUGGAAGAUCAGCAAGAAAAUCGCGGCCUACGAUGAGGACGCCUCCCUCUGCGUGGACUACCUCCUGUCCCUGAAUACUUGCAAUGGACGCGUGGGCGCCACGGGCAUGUGUCUAGGCGGACACCUGGCGUAUCGGUGUGCGUUGGAUAGCCGGGUGAAGGCGGCGGUGUGCUACUUUGCGACGGAUAUCCAUAGCCAUACGCUUGGGAAGGGAAAGAAUGAUGACAGUUUGGCGCGGGCGGGAGAUAUUAAAGGGGAGUUGGCCAUGAUUUUCGGCAAGAAUGAUAAUCAUGUUCCUCCGGAGGGACGGGAUUUGAUUCGCAAGACGCUUCAUGAGAAGGGCGUGUUGUUUAGCUUUUAUGAGGUGGCCUGGGCGCAGCAUGCCUUCAUCCGUGACGAGCUCAGUAAGGGACGGUAUGACCCUGCUAUUACUAAGGUGUGCUUUGAGAUGUUGCUCGAGCUGUUUGGACGCACUCUCAAGCUGGACCUGGGAGAGCAUGACGGAAAGGAAUUGGAGAUUGAGGAUGUUUGUUAG
Molecule: messenger RNA, 2457 nt
Organism: Aspergillus homomorphus CBS 101889
Lineage: Eukaryota; Fungi; Ascomycota; Eurotiomycetes; Eurotiales; Aspergillaceae
Gene: erg4
Product: c-24(28) sterol reductase
Exons: 10
Coding region: 1-2457 (818 amino acids)
Biological process (GO): sterol biosynthetic process
Cellular component (GO): membrane
Molecular function (GO): hydrolase activity; oxidoreductase activity, acting on the CH-CH group of donors, NAD or NADP as acceptor
Source: RefSeq, a predicted model, not a curated record